This is a messenger RNA of Penicillium waksmanii, 990 nucleotides long. RefSeq lists its product as uncharacterized. The coding region runs from base 1 to 990 and encodes 329 amino acids. Gene Ontology annotation, molecular function: transcription coregulator activity. Gene Ontology annotation, cellular component: mediator complex. Lineage: Eukaryota; Fungi; Ascomycota; Eurotiomycetes; Eurotiales; Aspergillaceae. The record is from RefSeq and is a predicted model, not a curated record. Gene Ontology annotation, biological process: regulation of transcription by RNA polymerase II. The transcript is spliced from 2 exons.
AUGCCAAUCACAGGUGUCUAUUUCAUCCCAGCACACCCAAACGCCUCCACAGCCCUGGGAAACAUAACAGAGCGUCUGCGCUCCUCCUUCCCAGAUGAAGACCUAAUCCAAUUAGGCCGGUGGACACUAGAGCAGAAGCUCAUGCGUGACACACCGGGCCUAUUACCCGCGUCCUCGGGUCCAAACCAACGCCCCUCAAAGCCACGGUAUAUGCAAUUUCUCUCGCUGAGCCAUUACCACAACCACGGCUUUAUUUAUACCUCGGAGCCAGCAGAGAAACCGUUCCACCCGCCUAACGCAGCUUCGCCCUCGCCUGCUGCUACCCCAGCUACGCCGGGGGCUCAGGGUGUGGGUGCGGGCGCUGGCGCUGGCGCGGCGACGACGGGAAAUGCCAACGAGAGUACGACGAGUAAUAUCUCGCCGAUGCUAAUGACGACGGUACCGCACUCCUCAUACGCGACUCUGUUCCAGCAUUUCACCUACGCGUGCCAGCCCUUCUGGUGUCACCGAUUAACCGUCGUGGUGCAGAACGGCGUGUUCUACGAUAUCGGCGAUUUCCGCGUGCGACUGGGCGAUGUGCGACAGAGUUAUCCGACGAAUCGUGUUCGUGGGACGGUCGUUGAGAUCGAAUGGCGUGGUCCUUCGGUGGUUGAUUCUCUAGAUGGGGCUGUUACGUCCGAUGUCAAUGGGGAGACGGAUUCUGGCGUUGAUGUGUCUUUGUCUGCGUUGGAGGAGAGUGAUGUUGAUGCUGAAUUUGCGGCGACGGCGUUGCUGAUUCGCGAGUUUUGGGGCCGGCUUGGGGUUGAAGGGGCCAGGGAGGCUAUCCUUGUUCCUGGGGUUGGGAGUGAAGUUAAGGAGCGCCUGGUGAAGAUUAAGGGUUCGAGGAAUAGCGGGGGUGGACUUUCUGUUAGUGCUGAAGAUGACCCUGAUCCGCAGGCUGGGGCCGAUGUGGCGAGGCAGUAUAUGGAGGUUUUACGGUUUAAUCGGUGA